AGUAGAGGCUUACAAUUAAUUAAGUAUGAGACAAUCCAGAAAAAUAUUUAAGUUUUGAGGUAAAAAAUGGCCUGAUGAUGUGCUACAAGAAGAUUGUGAGAGAAAAAAGAAAACUGCAUCUUUGGAGGUCAUCACCCCUAAAAAAUAUCUUCUCCACCUGCAAAACCUACCAUGUGGUAUAACAACAGUGCUGGCCCCUUCUUGCUGACUGGCUUCUUGGGCUCAGAGGCAGUUCACUACCGGACCUCUGUGUCCUUCUUUGUCAUCUACUUCUCCAUCCUUUUUGGAAAUGGCACUCUUCUUGUCCUCAUUUGGAAUGAUCACAGCCUCCAUGAGCCCAUGUACUACUUCCUGGCUAUGCUGGCAGACACGGACCUUGGGAUGACAUUCACUACAAUGCCCACAGUCCUGGGUGUCCUGCUGCUAGACCAGAGGGAGAUUGCCCAUGCUGCCUGUUUCACCCAAUCCUUCAUUCAUUCACUGGCCAUUGUAGAAUCAGGUAUCUUGCUUGUUUUGGCCUAUGACUGUUUCAUUGCCAUCCGCACACCACUGAGGUACAACUCCAUUCUUACCAAUUCCCGAGUGAUGAACAUAGGACUGGGGGUACUGAUGAGAGGUUUUAUGUCUAUUUUGCCCAUAAUUCUUGCACUCUACUGCUACCCAUAUUGUGGUUCCCGUGUCCUCUUGCACACAUUUUGCCUCCAUCAAGAUGUCAUAAAACUCGCCUGUGCUGAUAUCACGUUUAAUCACAUAUAUCCAAUUAUUCAGACUUCUUUGACUAUCUUUUUAGAUGCUCUAAUCCUCAUCUUUUCUUAUAUACUAAUCCUCAAGACAGUGAUGGGCAUUGCGUCUGGACAACAGGAAGCUAAAUCUCUCAACACUUGUGUCUCCCAUAUUAGCUGUGUCCUAGUAUUUCACAUCACUGUGAUGGGACUGUCAUUCAUUCACAGGUUUGGGAAACAUGCACCUCAUGUGGUCCCCAUUACCAUGAGCUAUGUCCAUUUUCUCUUUCCUCCAUUCGUGAAUCCUAUCAUUUAUAGCAUCAAGACCAAGCAGAUUCAAAGAAGCAUUGUUCGCCUAUUUUCUGGGCAGAGUAGGGCUUGAGCCCUUAUUUCAGAAUCUCAAGAUCUCUAGGAUUUCUGGGCCUCUCCCAUUACUGAAAAGGAACCCUGGUUUUAUAUCCACAGUUUUUUUUCCCUCAGAGUUAGAUUUAACUUUAAUUAUCACAUGAAAAAGCUGAUGUGAGCAAGAAAUUUUUAUACGUGUGUGUGUGUGUGUGUGUGUGUGUAUCACCUAAUAAAGAGGGAAUGCCAGUGAUGCUGAAGAAAAAGAAUACAGGAAGCAGAGGAGAUAUAACAAUCCAAAAGAAGAGUAACUACGAUUUCAGAAAUAGUCAAGAUAAGUGGACUAAAGCAACUUGGGUCAAAUACAGUUCAUCUAAAGAAAAAUGUGCAGUUGGAGGUACAUUUUAUGUGUCUUCUAAAGGUGAAUUUGAAUAAUACAUGAUCAUGUUUUUCAUCUCCAUACUUUGAAUCUAGUUACUCUGAAAAGGAUCUUGCUUGAUUAGUAAGCAAACUUGUGUGAGGCUAAACAGCAAAUAUCUAGAACUUUAGGAAGCUUACUCACGAAAUGUAAUUUCCCUUAGU
Messenger RNA from Pan troglodytes (chimpanzee), 1646 nucleotides. It is a transcript of the gene OR51B4, whose product is annotated as olfactory receptor family 51 subfamily B member 4. NCBI's taxonomy places the organism in Eukaryota, Metazoa, Chordata, Mammalia, Primates, Hominidae. The coding region runs from base 172 to 1104 and encodes 310 amino acids. Gene Ontology annotation, molecular function: olfactory receptor activity; G protein-coupled receptor activity. Gene Ontology annotation, biological process: G protein-coupled receptor signaling pathway. The record is from RefSeq and is a predicted model, not a curated record. The transcript has a single exon. Gene Ontology annotation, cellular component: plasma membrane.